Molecule: messenger RNA, 4417 nt
Organism: Syngnathoides biaculeatus (alligator pipefish)
Lineage: Eukaryota; Metazoa; Chordata; Actinopteri; Syngnathiformes; Syngnathidae
Gene: cabp7a
Product: calcium-binding protein 7
Exons: 5
Coding region: 572-1207 (211 amino acids)
Molecular function (GO): calcium ion binding
Source: RefSeq, a predicted model, not a curated record
GGUCCGAUUGCAUUCAUCAUUGGGGGACUUGGAAGGGCAGCGAGUGCCUCUUGUACAUCCAAACAGACGCGCUUAAUAUUCCCACGUCCCUCGUGAGGCAGCAAACGCUUCGUGAAACUAAAAGACAUGCAAAUGUGCUCUCGGGGCAUAUUGAAUUGGGAAAGAGAAGGUUGAUCUUUAUCACUUGGAACCCGGCCACCCUGUUGGCGAAAACAACCUUUCCCACAAUAUAAGGCCUACCUUUCACUGAAUGGUUCUACCAUCCUUCAAGACCACUGUCAUGAGCAAGGCCUGGCCACCACUCUGGGCGGUGCCACCUCUGACACCUGUGACCUGUCACAGCUGUUUUCCAUUUGGACUUUAAUUAGACCAUGUAAGUUUGGAGUUUUGUCACUGCCAUUUGGCAGUUCGUUGCUUUGUGUUAGUGAGUAUGCUUUGUGUCAUGAUUUUGUGCUUCAGCCUGGUUUGACUGCUACACCCUGUUUGACCUUGCUUUGGAAUAAAACCACUCUCAACACCAUGCCUUCAUCUCGGAGUCCUGCAUUUGGGUCCUCCCCCACACCGAUGGCACAUGACAGAACGAACUGUCCAGAAGAGGACGCAGCAGGAAAAGAGACGCACGUCGCUGGGGACAACGCCUGCCCAAGGACCAAGCAUCUCCUAUUUGGAGAUCCGCGAGGCAUUCAAAGUCUUCGACCGGGAUGGGAAUGGCUUCAUCUCCAAACAGGAGCUGGGCAUGGCCAUGCGAUCCCUGGGGUACAUGCCCAACGAGGUGGAGCUCGAGGUCAUCAUACAGAGGCUCGACAUGGACGGCGACGGACAGGUGGACUUCGAGGAGUUUGUUACUCUGCUCGGUCCAAAGCUGACAGCGGCCGGCAUGCCGGACAAGUUCAAUGGAACUGACUUUGACUCGGUUUUCUGGAAGUGUGACAUGCAGAAGCUGACGGUGGAGGAGCUGAAGCGUCUGCUGUACGAUACCUUCUGUGACCACCUCUCCAUGAAGGACAUCGAGAACAUCAUCAUGACCGAGGAGAACCACAUCGAGAACCCCGAAGACUGCCAGGUGGAUAUCGACAGUUCCAGCCCAACGCAGCAAGUCAAGCAGACGUGCGUUCGCAAGAGCCUGAUCUGCGCCUUCGCCAUCGCCUUCAUCAUCAGCGUCAUGCUAAUUGCCGCCAAUCAGGUCCUGCGUAGUGGCAUGAAGUAACAGACGACUAAAGCAACAAACAAAACAGACAUUUUUUUUCAAAGGAACUGCUGUACAAAAAUCCAUGGACCACGUAUCCCUCCAACUCGUUGUCGUCGUGCAAGUCGUGACUUGUCUGUGUGGGUGUUUACAGAAAAAUGGAACUCCUGUUUAUUGCGGCGAUACAAUCGCUACACACUCGCAAUAGAUGAAAAUCUGUGGUUUAACGAAACCACGUAAAACCUUAGUUUAUUGCUAACGUCUAAUGCGAAGCCCCAAAGACAGACUGGUGGAAUUAGUGUCAAUGUCAUGUAAUUAAAAUCCUUUGAAUAACUGCUACUUUCCACACACGGCGCAGUGGGAACAACCAAUGUUAAUAUUACCCACUUCUUCUCGUUGUUAAUUACGCGCUUCGUAGUGCUGCCUUGGCACAUCUGUGGCACAAAGUGAUACGACACUUAAAGUGUGCAACUUUAAAUUUGGCCUUGUCUGUAUGCAGUCAAACCACACAGAAAAUGUGACAAAUCCAGAAUGUAGUAGGGGUUCAGUGUAUUCCGGAGCCACCGAGGAUGCAGGGAACGUUUUUGUUGGGUAAACAGGAGGAACAAACUUGGACAACCUCAUCUAUGCAUGACAUACGUAGACUUCAGCAACCGUCUUUUGGUAUAUCUGCGUUUCCAUCAUGAUCACACCGAUUGUGUAUUAUUACCAAUCUGUGAGCCAGUGUGUGCGUCGUCAUGAAGCAAUAAACAAAGAUGGCAUCCACUCAUCUCAAAAAGGACUUAUUUUUUACAUAUAAAUAAAAAGAAUCAAAAUUAACAUUUUGGCAAUACAAUAGGGUUGAAAAGCCCCAAAAUGUGGCAACAAAUGACAUAGACUUUGAAUUGGACCUGAUUCAAUUUAGUGAACAUGGGAAAACACGCAAAUUUAUGCUAACACACACUAACGUGCAAACAUAUACUGUACUAUCACGCACUAACGCGCUUCCAAGAUGACAUCCUAAACCCUAUAUUCAUGCAUGCAGCGACCGUGCUGAUGUCACUGCGGCUAUCCCGCAUGCAGUUUUCCUUUAUACCAGAGCACAACCCACAUGCGCGAUUUGAAAAAUGUUUUGCAGUUUUUCUCGACACAGCGUGGAGUUUCCUCAGCACAUUUUGGUUAUUUCCGGUAGCCGUUUUUACUUUCCUUUCCGUAAGAAGAAACACAGCAACAACAAUGGCUCAACGUAUCUGCUUGAACAAAUGGACCUAAAUGACCUGAUGAUACGUUGAAUUAUGCCCCAAAGUCGAUCGAGAAGGCGGCAGCGUAGGUUGUAUGUGGAGGAGGGAGGAACGGUGAGUACUUAUCACAGCAUGUGACUAAAAUAGACCAAUCGCGAGAGGUGAUCUCUGCGGCUUUCCCCUCACAGCAAUGUUUUUUUGACUUAUGCGCAGCAGGCUAUGCACAAUCUACGUAGAUGUACAAUGCGGGCGUAGGAGACCGUGGGAUUCUAAAGUGGCCUUAAUACUAGAGGUGGGGGACUCCAGUCAUGUAACUUGGACUUGUGUCGCUGAUUUUAUGACUUGCGACUUGCUUGGCUACAACAUAUGAAAGACUUAGACUUGGGUUUCCAGAAACUGAACUUGGCCUGGACUUGAACUACAUGACUUGACAAGUCAUACUGUCAAUAUACAUUGUCCCCUUUGUUUUGUUUUGUUUUAAUUACAGAGAAUAAGAAUGAGAAUCUCUGUUACCCAUUUUACAUCGUAUUGGCUCUACCCCCAACCAGCCCGGUUCUGCCCUGUGUGGUCAUGUCCCUCACAGCCAGGUGGUGAAAAUGUUCCUCAGAACUUUCUUCCACAUGGUUCGAAAACCCAGCCCAUGACAUCGCUGUCACCUGAUUGGCCAGCAGAUGUAGGCGUUUCUUUAAGCACUGUGACUUUUCACUUACAAACAUACUGUCUGGAGGCUGCCGCACGCCAAACUCAAUUGUCACAGAGUGUGGGCAGUGCGACAGUUUUCAUGAGCGGCCGAUCAGUCUGCCAGUGGUUUUGGUGAGAUUCAAAAUUUGAAUCUUAGUCUUAAGGCCACAAUUAGAGGCAAUCAAAACGCUUUCCCUCACAGGGAAAACAGCGACCCGUUCCACUUGAAGCCAUAUAAAUAGUAUAUAACGCAUCAAAUAUUGUCUUAAGUUGUUCAUAAAAUUUUAGAGGUAUAAAUGCAGUUUUUCACAUGCUGAUUUAAUGUUUUGUGUAAAUGUAUUUUUUUGGUGUCAUUAUCAGUGGGAAAAAAUGUAUUUUGACUCCAAUAUAUGUUGCGACUGAGCAAGAUUGUAUGCCUGGAAUUAUUACUUUUGACUGACUUGAAACAAAUAAUGACUUGAGUCAACUUGCUUAAAAUUUUGUGCCGACUCGACUUAGUUAACUUUUUCAACAGUAACGUGGAACUGUUUUGAAAAUUGAAGGUUAUAACUUGAGACGAGCUUCUGACUUGCCCAUUUGUGACUUAUCCAAUCUCUGAAUACAGUGCUAACACCAUUAACAUGUGCGAAUAGUCACAUCUCACAGCACAUGCAACCAAGCUAACCUAUGUUAACAUCCACUAACAUACUAAGAUGGAUAACUAUGGCCAAAACAAGGAUAACGGGCUGCCAUGUGUUACAAUAUAAUUACAUUUUCCAACACAUUGCAUAUAGUUGAAAUAACAUGAUAACAUAUAUGAACAUGAAAUACUGUGCCCUCAUUGACCUAUAAACUAAAUUUGCUUCAAUGGCAAUGUUUUACAUCCAUUAUUACAUGCAAAUGCGCUAAUAACAUAUGCUAACACAUGGUAACAUGUUAAUACAUACUAAACGCUAACAUGUACCAAUGCGCUAAUAUCCAAAGGAAUGUGGAUAACAUUCACAUACAGUAAUAUGCUCACAUACUGUAUGCAAACAUGCUAACAUGGUAACAUCCUUUAAGAUGAUAACGUGUGGCAACAUGUGCUAAAUUGUGAUAGCAAAAGCUAAUAUCGUAACAAAUGUGAACAUGUGCUAAUGUGAGCUAACACAUACUAAAGUGCUGCAUGCUCCAUACCAAAAGGUUUUGUGAAAGUUGUAAAUGUAGUGAAAUAAUCGCCUUAGCAGAGGAAAUAUUCAUGAGCUACAACACAUUACAAAAAAAACACAUCCAUAUUGCACUUUACAACUCGCUGCAGUGCACAACAACAAUAAAAACAAUGUCAUUGUCCCACACAUACUACGUGAUAAAU